Messenger RNA from Peromyscus californicus insignis, 4737 nucleotides. It is a transcript of the gene Nt5dc1, whose product is annotated as 5'-nucleotidase domain containing 1. Gene Ontology annotation, molecular function: 5'-nucleotidase activity. Bases 2293 to 3411 code for a protein of 372 amino acids. NCBI's taxonomy places the organism in Eukaryota, Metazoa, Chordata, Mammalia, Rodentia, Cricetidae. The record is from RefSeq and is a predicted model, not a curated record. The transcript has 11 exons.
AGGGGUAUGAUAAGGAGUUGCUCACUCUGACACCAGAGGACUGGGAUUUCUGUUGCAAGGGUUUGGCAUUGGAUCUGGAAGAUGGCACCUUCAUCAAACUUGCAGCCGAUGGCACUGUGCUCAGGUAAUCCGAGGUCAUUGUGGUCAGAGUCUUACUCCUUCCAGGGUACUUUAUGACUAGUAUAUUGUCCUUAAGCUACAAGAUAAGGUUAUUAUUUUAGUCAAUCAGAUGGAGGAUAGCAGCUCUGUAUUACUUUUCACUUCUUAGAAAUAUUGCAGCAAAUACAGUAGAAAUGACAUGCCUUGUGACAUUUACCUACCCUCUUCUUUUUUUUCAAAAGAUCGUGGAUAUUUCACUGUUCCUCUUUUAUUAGGUACUUAGCAUCAGAGAUCAUUUGAUAAAGAAGAUGCAGAUGGGUACUGGGUAGGGGUUGAUGGUCCAUGUAUACCCCAUUAGGCUGUGGUCUGUGUAUACCCCAUUAGGCCAUGGCCUGUGUAUACCCCAUUAGGCCAUGGUCUGUGUACCCCAUUAGGCCAUGGCCUGUGUAUACCCUGUUAGGCCAUGGUCUGUGUAUACCCCGUCAGGCCAUGUUCUGUGUAUACCCCAUCAGGCCAUAGUCUGGGUAUACCCCGUCAGGCCACACUUGUUUCCCUCAUGCAUGCUCCUCGUGGACAUCAUCAGCCGCACGCUCUGGUUUCCUUUCUGUUCCACUUUUCUGAGUGCAUGCAGCCCUCACAGGGGUUGAUCAGGCUAUGGGAAACAGUCAGUAGCUGCUGUCACUACUGAGUCUCUGGGCAAGCACCGUGGAGUGAAGAUCUAUUUCCCACCUCGUGCUAACAGUGUGGACACACCAGCAUGGCCGUGCAGGUGUGCUGUUACUAUUUAUACCCAGUUGGUCAGCGACAAAGAGGACUCACUCUAGGACCCUGUAAAUACUCCCUCUUUUGAUACUUCUGAUACAUCACUUGCUCAAUAAUCAGGCUGCUUUCGUAUUUCUCCCAGACUCUCCCCUAAGGUACUUCUAAUGUUCAUAUUUCUCCCAGAUACUCCCCUAAGGUACUUCUAAAAGGAGCAGGUAUGGCCUUAUCUCUUAUUAUUUUGUAAUUUGUUUCCCUAUUUUUUUUUUCAGGCAACUAGUGAGUGUGUUUAUCUGUAUGCAAUAUGUAAAUACUACAUCCGUUACCUUUAAUUCUGUAAGUCUGUGGUCAGCUUAGUAGUGUUCUUGGCAGUCUUCACUCAUUCUCUAGUUGUUAACAUCUAUCUGUCUGUCUGCCCUGUCUCUGUCUCUCUGAAUUCAACUUCUUAAAAGCCUGAAGUUUCUCUUGCACGCUUUCUCUCCUUGAUGGCUUCUUUCAUCCCACACAGUGAAUUCUGGUCUGCUCAUUUGUUUCCCUAGGAUCCCUCCACCUUGACACAGCAUUCUGAAGGGUCAGCCUCUAAAUAAAAGAACUCCAUGUAUAUUCUUUGUUCUUCCUUCAUUUCUUCAUAAUUUCAUCAAAAUGAAAUACACUGUAUGUUCUCAUAAUGAGCUAUUUAAAAUAUCAACUAUCUACUUAUCUGCAUGAUGAGAGUCCCCUAGCAAGGCUCUAGUGGAGAAAAGCAGAUUUCUGAGCAGAGAACCUAGCUAUUUCUUCAUCCUGUCUGUUUGGCACAUUCCUGUGUGCUUCCAGUGUGUUUUUUGAUCCAAUGUAUGUAACCUUGUGUGGGUGGGUUGUCCAGUCUUAUCCUCACAGGCCCUUGGUGCCAGGUGCCUACCACUCCUGGGGAUCUGAUGUGGUUCAUCUUCUAACCUGCUCUUCCUCACUGCUGCCCAAGUCAGCCUUCCCACUGUCUGCAUGGUUGUCUCCUAAUUGUUCCAGUUGAAUAUGUAUUUUGCUCUUGCUUUGUGUGUGUGCCAUUGAGGAUAGAAUCCAGGGCCCACACACAUGCUAGGUGAGUUCCCUACCACCAAUCCACAUCCCCAAUGCUUUCCUUUUUCUUUUACAUCUGAGACAAGGUCUCGUAAGUUUUCCAGAAUGGCUUUGAACUUGUGGCCCUCUGGAUCUGGGAUUCCAAGCAUGUACCACAACACCAGCUUUGCCUCAUCUUUUGAUGACUCCACAGCUUCUCUAGGAAAGGGCAGAGGCUACUGCAGCAGUGACCUCAUGGAGGGCAGCUCCUCGUCACUUGCGAGUGGAUGGACUAAAAGGGGAAGCGCCACAGCUGUGUUGGAAACCCCAGAGCAUCCAAACGAUGAUCUUUGAACUCACCUGCUCCUACUUGUGUUACUUAGGGCAAGCCACGGCACCAGGAUGAUGACUCUGGAGGCGCUGGCCGAGGCCUAUGGCCAGAAGAACUGGAGGCACUGUGUGACAGACAAGCACUGUGCUGCGUCAAACGUCGACAUUCCCUGCUGCUCAGGCAAGUGUUACUUCUAUGAUAACUACUUUGACCUGCCAGGGGCUCUUCUGUGUGCCAAGGUGGUGGACUCUUUAACAAAGCAGAACAGAGGUCAAAAAACAUUUGAUUUUUGGAAGGAUGUAGUUGCUGGUAUACAACACAAUUUUAAAAUGUCAGCCUUUAAGGAAAAUUGUGGAUUCUUCUUCCCAGAAAUAAAAAGAAAUCUGGGCAAGUAUGUGCACCGCUGUCCUGAUUCUGUAAGAAGAUGGCUUCAACAGCUGAAGGCUGCUGGGAAAAUUACCAUGUUGAUCACCAGUUCUCACAGCGACUACUGUAAACUUCUUGGCACUUACAUCCUCGGGAAGGAUUUUGCAGACCUUUUUGACAUUGUGAUUACAAAUGCAUUAAAGCCUGGAUUCUUCUCGCAUUUCCCGAGCCAGAGGCCUUUCCACACUCUCGAGAACGAUGAGGAGCAGAAGGAGCUGCCUUCUCUGGAUAAACCUGGCUGGUACUCCCAAGGGAACGCUGCCCACCUUUAUGAGCUUCUGAAGAAAAUGACAGACAAGCCUAAACCCAAGGUCGUUUACUUUGGGGACAGCAUGCACUCAGAUAUUUUCCCAGCCCAUCACUAUAGUAACUGGGAGACAGUCCUCAUUCUUGAGGAGCUUCAGGGACAAGAGAUGGAGAAGGCUGAGGACGCAGAACCUCUGGAAAAGAGAGGAAAAUAUGAGGAACCAAAGGUAAAGCCUCUAAAUUCCUUGUCAAAUAAAUGGGGCUCAUAUUUUACUGACUCAGUCUCGAGACGAGGGCAUGCAGAAGACUCUUUGGUUUACACGUGGUCCUCUAGGAGGAUCAGCGCCUACAGCACUAUUGCAAUUCCAAGCAUCGAAGCGAUUACAGAGUUACCCCUGGACUACAAAUUUACAAGAUUCUCUACAAACAAUUCAAAAACAGCUGGUUACUAUCCAUUGGUCCAUUAUGCCUUGGGUUCUCAAGAUACAGGCAGCAAAAUAAUAUUUACUGAACAAUGAACCAACCAUAUGUGCAGCAGACACACUGUUAAAAAAAGUUAAUUUUCAAAAAAUGCAAACGAUUUAUAGGAACAAUUUUUCAAUGAAAAUUGACCAAAUGGGUACUUGUUAAUCCGUCUGUUUAAAAUAUAUAUAUCAUUUUAUAUAAAUAAUUUUAAUGUUUAACAGUUCUUGUUAUAGUAAAAUUUUUAGUACCCUAAACUGAAAAAGAAUAUGUUUAAUAUUUUCUGUACUAGUAGUUUUGAGGAUUCUCCCAAGAUGAUAACAAACACCUAUGCAAGAGUAUAUUUAUACGUCUACCUAGUCCAGCAUUUUCCAAAGCCUGGUCCACAGACUGAUAGCAGAGCAACAUAGAACUUGAAAAUGCAAAUUUGAAUGCCUUCUGAACCUUCUGAAUCAGACACUUUGGGAGUAGGGCCCAGCAAUGGCUUUUAAACAAGCCUUCCAGUGAAUGUGAUUCUCAACUGUGAUUUGAGACCUAGUGAAUAAACUCUGUGCUCCAAAAAUAGAUUUGUAUAGUUAAAUACCGGUGAAUAUUCAUAUCUUUGAUAUGUCCAUUUCAAAAAGUGUAACCAGAAUUGAUAGCCAACACCAGAGUCUAAUGAAACUCAGUUCUUUUUCCAAGCUACCAAGCUUUUUGCUAUUUCUUUUUUUCCCAAAAUAUAUAAAGAGACAUGAUUUCUUGAGAUAAUAUAACCUUACUCCUAAGUAUUAAUUUCCCCCAUUAGGAAGAAGUUAGAUUUAUACCUAUUAAACUGAGUUCCAGGUUUGUCCUUGGGAAGAGAGGAAGAAAUGGCUGAGAGCAGCACUGUUCAGAGCUGUAUCAGUCCACUGCAGGUCAGGGAGGUGUGUUCUGGGGGGUUCCCUUAGCUGUGUGAGUAACAUUUUCAUCAGAUCAUAUGCACACAGGAUGUUUGGCUUCGGUUGAUGGAAGUUCCUGGGUCCUCUUUUGACUCUUAACUGCACUGUCCAUAGUAGACAAGACUAGAACACAUUAUCAUUAUUUUUUUCGUGGAAUUUAGCUUAUGAACAUAUGUACUGAAAAGCUAUUUUCUUAAAAUGUGUAAAUGUUCAGAUAAAUCCCAAGUGUACUAUGAGGAUGUGUUUCUCAGGGUAAUUAAAAGGAUAAUGUUUUUCCUUAUCGUCUGUAUCUUUGAUGCUGAUCAAUAAGUAUACAUAGACAGUGAUGUAUUUGAUCUCCAAAAUGUCGUUGGAGUGUUAUACUGAGCACGCACAAUCCAGCUUAGGGCCAAAUAAAAGAUGCUAUCUAUUGUACGCUUUAGUAGAGGUUUCACUUUGCUUUAAAAUAAAACUUAUUUUUCCCUA